AUGAAGCGCAAGGCCGACGAGUCAUCCGGUGGCGCCGACAUUGCGGCGUGCUUUGGAGCAAAGCCGAUCCCACCCAAUUCAAAACUGGCAUCCGUGGUCAAGUGCAAUGUUCGCGCCAUGUGGGACCUGCGCAAUUCUUCCGCCGUCGAAUACAAUCCGGCACCCAAUCCGGUGUCUCUCUCUUUAGAGUCUUUGGCCACCAUCACACCCGACGAGUACGUGGUGGCAGAAAAGACCGAUGGCACGCGUUAUAGUCUUGUCCUGUGCACCGAUCCACAUGACAACGAAAAGCCGGUGGCCGUCCUGAUGGACAGGGCCUGUAACAAGUGGACCGUGCCCAUCAGGGCGCCACGAUAUCUCUUUGUCGAGUGUUCCCUUUUCGACGGUGAGAUGGUGCGACGCGUCUCCCAACCCGACAAGUGGGACUAUUACGUCUUUGACGCCGUCUAUGUCGGAGGCAGGCCGCAGAGGAAUGUCGACUCGCUGUGGACCAUCAUUCCCAGUCUUGAUCAUGCGUCCGACGGACUCGUGUUUACACCCCUCUCGGACCGCAUAUCCAACAACACCAAUUGGAGACAAUUCAAAUGGAAGUCACGGCAUACCAUCGAUCUCACUCUGCGCAUGAAAUCCGUAAAGGACGGCGUGCAAAAGGGCCUAUAUUACGUCGAGGCGCUCUAUCCCGAAAAACCCGUGUACAAAAAUGUAUUUAGCGGUGUUCAGUACGAUGGUCGUGUGGUCACAUUCGGACUCAGGUCCACGCCCAUUGUCAAGCAACUCGAACAAGAGGCCGUUGAAAAAGGAGAAUCGUCAGCCAUCGUGGAAUGCAAGGGCAGAUUCACAUCGGACGAUUACUCUAGAGACUCUGCUCAACAUCGAAGAGAACAUUACCAUUGA
Acanthamoeba castellanii str. Neff is the source of this 894-nucleotide messenger RNA. Its product is annotated as mRNA capping enzyme, catalytic domain containing protein. Gene Ontology annotation, biological process: 7-methylguanosine mRNA capping. The coding region runs from base 1 to 894 and encodes 297 amino acids. The transcript is spliced from 2 exons. Gene Ontology annotation, molecular function: ATP binding; mRNA guanylyltransferase activity. The record is from RefSeq and is a predicted model, not a curated record. NCBI's taxonomy places the organism in Eukaryota, Discosea, Longamoebia, Acanthamoebidae.